Aspergillus neoniger CBS 115656 is the source of this 1816-nucleotide messenger RNA. Its product is annotated as MFS transporter. The transcript has a single exon. Gene Ontology annotation, molecular function: transmembrane transporter activity. The record is from RefSeq and is a predicted model, not a curated record. Gene Ontology annotation, biological process: transmembrane transport. NCBI's taxonomy places the organism in Eukaryota, Fungi, Ascomycota, Eurotiomycetes, Eurotiales, Aspergillaceae. Bases 139 to 1812 code for a protein of 557 amino acids.
UGUGCACUGUCGUUCGUUGUUGAUACCCUUUCAAUGCCCCUGGCUGCGCCGGGCCCUAUACCUCAUGAAAAAUUCCGGUGAAAAAGUUCCACCAAUAUAAAAAAGUAAAUAGAAAAGUUCGACUGAAACAUCCACAACAUGGAGGACACCCUCACCAAAGGACCCCUCCCACCAGGGGUCUACCGGUCCAGAAUUCCCUUCUGGCGCCUCCUCACCGACCAAGCAGCCAUCACCCAAGAAGUCCUGGAAUACGACUUCCCCGGCAACGGAACCGAAGACGACCCGUACGUCGUGUCCUGGAUCCCGAACGACAACCGCAACCCGAUGCUCUUCGGCCUGGGCCGCAAAGUCGCCAUCACUCUCAUCGUAGCCUCCUGCACGUUGACCGUGUCCCUCACCUCGUCAGUAUACAGCGGCAGCGUCAGCGAAAUCACCGCCUACUUCAACGUCAGCGAUGAAGUCGCAACAAUCGGUCUUUCACUUUUCGUUCUCGGCUUCGCCGUCGGCCCCCUCCUCUGGGCCCCCUUCAGUGAAGUCUUUGGGCGCCAACUCCCCUUCUUCUUCAGCUGCAUGGGCAUGGCCGCUUUCUCAGCGGGUUGUGCCGGCGCCCAGAAUAUCUGGACGCUCUGCAUUCUGCGGUUCUUCGCCGGUGCGUUUGGUUCCGCUCCUUUCACGAACGCAGGCGGUACCAUCUCCGAUAUGUUCACGGCGCGGCAGCGAGGCUUAGCGUUGAGUUUGUAUGCCGCAGCGCCGUUCCUUGGUCCUGCUAUCGGACCCAUCAUUGGUGGGUUUCUGGGCAUGAGCGCCGGAUGGCGCUGGGUGGAGGGGUUCCUGGCUGCGUUGGCUGGGUUUAUCUGGCUGCUUAUGGCGGUUUCUAUCCCUGAGACGUAUGCGCCGCGGUUGUUGCGACUCCGCGCGGAUCGGCUCUCGCAGCUGACGGGGCGGGUUUAUCGGAGUAAGAUUGAGCUGGACAAGGGUACAGUUUCCUUGCCACGAUUGUUGAAGACGACGAUGUCUCGGCCGUGGGUGUUGUUAUUUUGUGAGCCGAUUGUGUUGUUGUUCGCGCUGUACAUUGCUAUUGUAUACGGGACGCUGUACAUGUUCUUCGCUGCGUUCCCGAUUGUGUACGAAGAUGUGCGCGGGUGGAAUCCCGGUGUGGGCGGGUUAGCCUUCCUGGGCAUUGCGGUGGGGAUGAUACUGGGGUGUGCGUGCACGAUCCCCGCCAAUUUGCAUUACAUCAAGGUGCAGGAAAAACAUGGAGGGUUUGCGCCGCCGGAGACGAGACUCAUCCAGUGUAUGCCUGGGGCGUUGGCGAUCCCGAUCAGUCAGUUCUGGUUCGCGUGGACGGAUUAUCCAUCGAUCCAUUGGAUCGUGAGUAUUAUUGCGACCGCACCGUUCGGGUUUGGGGUGAUAUUGAUUUACCUUGGGGUUAUGAAUUAUCUGAUUGAUUCGUAUACCAUCUAUGCGGCGUCGGUGUUGGCUGCUAAUACAGUGCUGCGGUCGAUUUUUGGUGCGGUGUUUCCCAUUAUUGCCCCGUAUAUGUAUGAUGGAGUGGGCAUUCAUUGGGCGCCGUCAAUCCCGGCAUUUCUGUCGCUGUUGUGUAUGCCUGCGCCGUUUUUGUUUUACAAGUAUGGUGCGGCCAUUCGAACGCAUUGCAAGUAUUCAGCGGAGUCGGAUCGCUAUAUGCGCAAGUUGCAGGAAAGUACGAAGCGCAAGUCGGAGGUGGUGGAAAAGGAGAGGCCCGUUAAGGAUGAGCCUAUGGUGCCGGCGGAUGGGGAGCCGGGGAUGUCACAGGCUGCAGAGCAGAAGUGAGUAC